AUGGCAGGCCAGCGCCCAAGCCGGGCCCCGAGGCCCGGCAGCUUUGGGUCGGGCUCCAGGGGCGUGCGCGUGCGCGUGCGCGUCACCGACUCCGUCCCCGUGGCCCCGCCCCGGGGCGGGGCUCGCCGGGCCGACGCUGACUCAGCAACGCGAGGGGGCAAGUUUUGUCCCUCCGCGGACCCCGUUCCCGUCGCCAUCCGCGUCCCCGCCGCCACGAGCCGGCUUCCUCCUUCCGGCGCUCCGGGAGAGACAGGCUGGUCGGGCCGCGCAGGCAGCGAUCCGCAGUGCGACCCCGGCGCUUGCCCGACGACCCCGAACUACCGUUAUUUUGCGAGACGGAAGGGCGCCAUGAACCCCGCGGGACUGAAUUCGGAGAAGGUCACUGCUUUGAUUCACAAACUGAAUUCCGACCCUCAGUUCGUACUUGCCCAGAAUGUCGGGACCACCCACGACCUGCUGGACAUCUGUCUGAAGAGGGCCACGGUCCAGGGGGCUCAGCAUGUGUUCCAGCACGUCGUGCCGCAGGAAGGCAAGCCAGUCACCAACCAGAAGAGCUCAGGGCGAUGCUGGAUCUUUUCUUGUCUGAAUGUUAUGAGACUUCCAUUCAUGAAAAAAUUAAAUAUUGAAGAAUUUGAGUUUAGUCAAUCUUAUCUAUUUUUCUGGGACAAGGUUGAACGCUGUUAUUUCUUCUUGCAUGCGUUUGUGGACACAGCCCAGAAAAAGGAACCUGAGGAUGGAAGGCUGGUGCAGUAUUUGCUUAUGAAUCCUGCGAAUGAUGGUGGACAAUGGGAUAUGCUUGUCAAUAUUGUUGAAAAAUAUGGUGUUGUUCCCAAGAAAUGUUUUCCUGAAUCUUACACAACAGAGGCAACCAGAAGGAUGAAUGAUAUUCUGAAUCAUAAGAUGAGAGAAUUCUGUAUACGACUUCGGAACCUGGUACAUAGUGGAGCGACCAAAGGAGAAAUCUCAGCCACACAGGACACCAUGAUGGAGGAGAUAUUCCGAGUGGUGUGUAUUUGUUUGGGUAAUCCUCCAGAGACAUUCACCUGGGAGUAUCGAGACAAGGAUAAGAAUUAUCAGAAGAUUGGCCCCAUAACACCCUUGGAGUUUUACAGAGAGCACGUCAAGCCGCUCUUCAAUAUGGAGGACAAGAUUUGUUUAGUGAAUGACCCCCGGCCCCAGCACAAGUACAACAGACUUUACACCGUAGACUACUUAAGCAAUAUGGUCGGAGGGAGAAAAACGCUGUAUAACAACCAGCCUGUUGACUUCUUGAAAAAAAUGGUUGCUGCCUCCAUCAAAGAUGGAGAGGCUGUGUGGUUUGGCUGCGAUGUUGGAAAACACUUCAAUGGCAAGCUGGGCCUCAGUGACAUGAAUGUCUACGACCACGAAUUAGUGUUUGGGGUCUCCUUGAAGAACAUGAGCAAAGCUGAGAGGCUGACCUUUGGCGAGUCCCUCAUGACCCACGCCAUGACCUUCACGGCUUUCUCCGAAAAGGAUGAACAGGAUGGCGCGUUCUCGAAAUGGCGAGUGGAGAAUUCCUGGGGUGAAGACCAUGGCCACAAAGGUUGGCGCAACAGAGCUUAA
This is a messenger RNA of Echinops telfairi (small Madagascar hedgehog), 1584 nucleotides long. It is a transcript of the gene BLMH, whose product is annotated as bleomycin hydrolase. The transcript is spliced from 13 exons. Gene Ontology annotation, biological process: L-homocysteine catabolic process; response to toxic substance; proteolysis. The coding region runs from base 1 to 1584 and encodes 527 amino acids. Lineage: Eukaryota; Metazoa; Chordata; Mammalia; Afrosoricida; Tenrecidae. Gene Ontology annotation, molecular function: cysteine-type aminopeptidase activity. The record is from RefSeq and is a predicted model, not a curated record. Gene Ontology annotation, cellular component: cytoplasm.